AUGGGCGAUGCUACUAUCUGUACAUCCGGAGAGCCUGACUGCACGGCCAUGGACGGACAUGAAUCAUCGGGUGAAUCUGCUCAAGGCGAAGACGAGCUUCAGGGAGCUUUGGCCCGUGUCAACGAACUAUUGGAUGGGGCGACGAAAGAGAUGAACGGCGAUGUCCUCGCAAACACGAUUUCCAUAUUGCGAGAUAUCAUCCGUGACGAAGAGGACGAACAAAGGCUGGCAAAAUCUAAGAGUGUCCUGAUCAAAGCCCUUGUAACCCGGUUCGCUCGAUAUGGGUUGGUGGAAGACUUGGAUGAGGGGGUGGACCUUUUGCUGAGCGAGGCGUUUCAUCGUUUCGCAUUCACGGAUCAACCACGUAUCUCGCAUUCAGAGGACAAAGGCUGCGCGGACAAUGUCUCCUCCGCCCUGGAUUCUCUUGGAAAGUAUCGCAGAGCAAUCGAUGUGGCCAAGCUGGAAACCGCCAUCGAUGUCGCCAAUGAAGCUCUUGCUUGUUAUUGUGGUGCGGCCAAUGGUCGAGGCGAAUUGCUGCUUCGGGUCGGGAAUGCCCUGGUUCUGAGAUGGUUGGCGUCCGGUGACGAGAGAGACCUAGAUUUGGCCGGGGCAUCUUUUCAGGAUGCUAGAGGCGUUCUCGGAAGCGGUUGCCCAAUGCUCUUCACGGCACUUCUGUAUCUCCAGCACAUUGCGUCCAUCAAGAUAGUUGAGUGCAAAGGUGACAUGUCGGUUGGGUUGCUGGAGCUGAAGCAGCUACGAGAGGAAAUGGAGACCGAGGACGCCAAAGGGAGGACCGCGUACAUGAUGGGAUCCCAGUUGAUGGACGGCGAUAACCUUGACGUAGAGGAAUCUAUCGUGUGGUUACGGCAGUCCCUUUCAUUCCGACCGCUACGGCAUCCAAGGCGCCUCGAGACACUGGACCAUUGUACCAUUGCCCUACGUAACCAAUUUGGUUGUACAUACGAUAGCCGCGACCUGGAAGAGUGCGUCGCAUUGUAUCGGGAAGCGCUCGCUCUCCGCCCCUCUGGUCGCCCCGGCCGCCCACGCUCCCUCAACGACCUGGCAAGCUCGCUUCUCGCCCGGUUCCAGCACCAAGGCGACUUCCGCGACCUGGAGGAGUCCGUUAUAUUGGGAAGGGAAGCACUUGCUCUCAGCCCUCCAGGCCACCCCGAACGCUCUCGCUCCCUCCACGACCUGGCAACAUCGCUUGGUACCAGGUUCCACCACAAAGGCGACUUCCGUGACCUGGAAGAGUCCGUCUUAUUUUACAGGGAAGCCCUACCUCUCUGCCCUCCGGGCCACCCCAACCACUCUCUCUAUCUCUACAACCUGGCAAACUCGCUGCGGACAUGCUUCUUGCACAAACGCGACUUCCGCGACCUAGAGGAGUCUGUCACAUGGGAGAGGCAAGUACUCGCUCUCCGCCCUUCUGGUCAUCCCGACCGCUCCCGCUCCCUCUACCACUUGGCAAGCUCGCUUCUUGCCCUGUUCCAGCACAACGGCGACUUCCGUGACCUGGAAGAGUCGGUCACGUUGGGAAAGGAAGCGCUCAAAUUCUGCCCACCAGGCCACCCCAACCACUCCCACGUGCUCAACAACCUUGCAAACUCGCUUCACGUCCUGUUCCAGCACAAAGGCGACUUCCGCGACCUGGAAGAGUCUAUCGCAUUGCACCGGAAAGCGCUCUCUCUCCGCCUUCCAGGCCACCCCGACCACCCCCGCUCCCUCAAUGACCUGGCAACAUCGCUUAGCACCAGGUUCCACCACAAAGGCGACUUCCGCGACCUGGAGGAGUCCAUCGCAUUGGUCAGGGAAGCGCUUACACUCCUGCCUCCAGGCCACCCCGACCGCCCCCGCUCCCUCAACGACUUGGCAGGCUCGCUUCUCAUCCGGUUCCAGCACAAAGGCGACUUCCGUGACCUGGAAGAAUCCAUCGCAUUCGCCAGGGAAGCGCUUCCUUUCUACCCUCCAGGCGACCGAAACCACUUCCAAGUGCUUAACAACCUGGCAAACUCGCUGCGCACAUGCUUCUUGUAUAAAGGCGACUUCCGUGACCUGGAAGAGUGCAUUGCCUUGGAAAGGCAAGCGCUCAUUCUCCUGCCUCCAGGCCACCCCGACCACCCCCGCUCCCUCAAUGACCUAGCAGCAUCGCUUGGCAUCAGGUUCCACCGUAAAGGCGACCCCCGCGACCUGGAAGAGUGCAUGGCGUCUCUCCGGGAUGCCCUUCUUCUGUAUUCAAAAAUGGGACCUUCUCUUGCAGUUCAACAUGAUACCAGUCAUGCAUCGGUUGAUCAUCCCUUUCGGAUUUUUGUAAUCAAGAACCUUGUGGAAAAUCUCAUUUUCGAGUACCGGGCGACCACCCACACUAGCGUCCUGGAUGAAAUGUUCCAGCUCCUCAGGUCUGGCGCUCAGUCCCACGGGUCGUCGCCCUUCGCGAGGCUAGACCUUACCGAGCUCUGGGUUUCAAUUUGCCGAGAGUUCGAUUGUCUGGAAAUUGCGCUGGAGGCUUACAGUCACGGGGUAGCCAUUCUUCCCCACCUAGCGUCUCUCGACCUCACAUUGGAACAGCGCCAAAACGUCCUCGUCUAUGUCAAAGAUCUCUCUAGGGACGCAGUACAGUGCGCAAUUGGACAAUGGCAAUUGGACACAGCUGUUGCCUUUCUUUCCACCGCACGAUCGACCUUCUGGUCCCAAGCGCUCCAAUUUCGCGGGUCUUUCGACCGACUGGACGCCCUCCACCCUGAUUUGGCGUCAUAUCUACGUUCUGUUACGCGCCAACUGGAAAUUGCAAUCGACGAAAACCUGCGCACUGACACGAUAUCGGCUCAUGACCUGCCAAGACGUCCAUACCUUCUCGCCCAGAGGAGAGAAGAAAUCAUCACACGCAUUCGAGCUAUUGACGGCUUUCAUGACUUCCUCCUCCCUCCCUCCUUCGACACACUCAAGAGCGCUGCCAGGGAUGGUCCGAUCGUCUUCCUUAAUGCCAGCAAGUACGGAUGUGACAUCCUGCUUUUGAAACAGGAUGGUACCUUGCAUCGUCAUUUACUGUCUACAUAUUCGAGGCGGAUCGAUGGUUUGGCAGAUGCAGUUCAGCAAUUAUCCCGAGGAAAGGCAGUGGGGAAACAGCUUCAGCGCAAGAUUGACGACUUCUGCGAAACCGAAACUCGAAAUACUCGCUUGAAGCUACGUCGUAAAAACAGAGGCACAGCGGACGACGAUUUCAAGCAGCUUCUUGAUAUCCUCUGGGUUGUGGUAGCCGAGCCUGUCAUUAGAAUUCUGGGUUUGCAAAGGACUGACAACCCGAAACGAAUCUGGUGGUGCCCAACAGGCCCAUUCGCCUUUCUUCCUAUACACGCUGCCGGCAUUUAUUCCGACACCCCUGAAGCAUCCGACUGUCUAUCUGAUUAUGUCGUUUCGUCAUACUGCUCUUCGCCGCAGGACCUCCUCGCACCACCGCCCGCACCGAAUCCCGACUAUGAAAUGCUCGCUGUUGUUGAACCUGGAGAGCCGGGGCGUAGGCACAGCCUUCCAUUUACCUUAGAGGAAGUCAAGAAGAUCCGGCGUCACAUCCCCCAUGAAAGGCACUUGGUCACCCGCGUAGGUUCAGCAGACACUCCCUCCAGUCCCGACGCAAUCUUGAAUCAUCUCAACACUGCAUCUAUCGUUCAUUUUGGGUGCCACGGGUCUCAAGAUCUCUCGAACCCGUUGGAUAGUUCAUUAAUACUCAGCGGAGGUCGUCUGACCAUGAGAAUGCUGAUACGGGGUUGCCAAGCAUCCAACGCUGCGCUUGCCUACCUGAGCGCCUGUGAGACGGCGAUGGGAGACCAAGAACGCCCCGAUGAAUCUCUCUCUCUGGCAGCAACUAUGCAGUUUGCCGGCUUCCGAAGUGUGGUUGCGACGAUGUGGUGA
This is a messenger RNA of Coprinopsis cinerea okayama7#130, 3909 nucleotides long. RefSeq lists its product as hypothetical. The transcript is spliced from 5 exons. Lineage: Eukaryota; Fungi; Basidiomycota; Agaricomycetes; Agaricales; Psathyrellaceae. Gene Ontology annotation, molecular function: protein binding. The record is from RefSeq and is a predicted model, not a curated record. The coding region runs from base 1 to 3909 and encodes 1302 amino acids.